This is a messenger RNA of Mauremys mutica (yellowpond turtle), 1351 nucleotides long. RefSeq names its product chromosome 3 C2orf50 homolog (gene CIMIP5). The coding region runs from base 108 to 608 and encodes 166 amino acids. The transcript has 3 exons. The record is from RefSeq and is a predicted model, not a curated record. NCBI's taxonomy places the organism in Eukaryota, Metazoa, Chordata, Testudines, Geoemydidae.
GAGAAAGGGAUGCAGGAGAGAGAGCUGUGGAAUUGGAGGGUCUUGGAGAGCAUCUCCUCUUAGCCUUCCUAGUGGUGACAACAUAUCGCGUCACAGGGGAGACACAGAUGGGAAGCAGAUCAACUGGAUUCAGGAGAACCACUUCCGCUGGAUACCAGUUACCAGCAGCCAGACCUUUGGUGGAACUCGCCUCAUCCUCGUCUCCUUCUCUCAGCACCACCCAGCAUGGGAAAGCUCUGCCUGCCAAUCGGGUCUUAGCACAACAGGCAGCCCGGGCCCGGGAGGAGGAGCAGGCAGCACUGCAGAGGGACCCAGUUCGACAGGACAAGAUCUGGAGGGAGUUUAUGGAUGCUGAGUGGAGGGGAAGAAAAUAUUGGUACCAGAAUUGGGGCUUCAUGAAGGACUAUGAUCCAAUGGGUAAGAAAAAGGAGCAGGAGCAACUGCCCGAGUAUAUGCCUGUGUUCUCAGACAAAAUUCCCAACACCACCAACCAGACUAUCGGCAGUAGAAUGAACACUGAAAUUGGCAAAACUCUAGUAAACAUGGAUUACUUCCUCAGCUGUGGAAGACAAAAGAAGAAACUUGAGCAUGAGUUCCAGCCCUCCUAGUGUUAGAAAGAAAAUAUCCCUAACAAGAUAUGUGGCAGGAUUCAAGCUAACAAUCUUUUUAGAGUCUCACAGUAAUGAAGUUACAAAGCAUCAAAUCCUUUCUUGAUAUCACUGUCUUGCAUGGCAUUUUUUCAUGAGCAAAGGUGGACCUUGUGCUUAAAAAUCUUCUGGGGAGAUCCUCUUAAUAUUUGGAGUGAUCAGAUUAGAGUGGAUAUAAACAUGUGUUGUUUAGAUCACAGGGUCCAAUCAUGCUCCAAUCAAAGAAAAUGGCAUUAACUUCAGAGGGAACAGGGUCACCACCAGAAAAGAAACCCUAACUUAUCUAAGAUUGGUCACAAGAUCUUGCCAGAUGCAAGAUAUUAUAAUAUUUUAAUUUCAAAGUAAUCAGUGCACUAGAUAGCAGCAGUCCCUUGUGUUCCGUUUAUCUAACUAGGGUUUUUAAAUCACACUCCCCAUCACCUCAAUGUCUAACCUCAUCACUAAAAGUAAAAACCAAGAUGAUGAAAACCUCUGUUCUAAUUUUUCUCCCUACUUCUGUGGAAAUGGAUGCAGUUUUCCAUGUUUUUAAUUUGCUUUUUCCCUUUUCCUUCCUUUUACUACUACUACUUCCUUCCUCUUUCUCUUCUCCUCUCUGUCUGAUUUAGUUGUGUCUGGGGGAACACUAACACAAAGAAGAGGGUUUUACACUCUGCUCUGGAGGCACUGGUAGUCAUUCUGAUCUCCUUCAGUGAUAAGUUCCAAGG